Babesia microti strain RI is the source of this 993-nucleotide messenger RNA. RefSeq lists its product as hypothetical. Bases 1 to 993 code for a protein of 330 amino acids. Lineage: Eukaryota; Apicomplexa; Aconoidasida; Piroplasmida; Babesiidae. The record is from RefSeq and is a predicted model, not a curated record. The transcript has 4 exons.
AUGUCGCAUAACGUUAUAUCCAUAGAUAAUAUUGCGAAUUUUAUAAUUGAGAAUAAAAUUGACGCUGCGAAAGUUGAAAUUGAUAAAUUAAAUGACAUUAAUGAUGUAGCUGCUAAACAAACAUUAAUUUCCACUUUGAUUAGCAACAAAUAUUGGAAAGAAACCCAUUAUGGCACUAAAAAUCUGUUAGAAAUAGCAGAUUAUGUUAUUAAAAAUAGCAAAUUCAGACUUAGAUCACCAGUCAUAGUCAUAGUACUUGAAUUUCUACAGAAUCAUGACUUCGUUGAUUGUAAAUGGGAAUAUGAUCUAUUGCAAUUGCUUAGAAUUCUAACUAAAGCGCGCUGUAGAAAGGAUGAGGUGUUGCGCCAAAAGCUUAUGAAUAUUGACGAUGUAUUUUUAGCGCUAAUAAUUAGUAGACAUAAUAGAGAUUUGUUUGAAUUCAAGGAGUGUAAGGUUCAUUUCUUUUUAAACCACGAAUUGAAGCCGUGCAAGAUGUUAGUUGGCAGGUGCUAUUCCACAAAAUGGUCGUUUUGUUUCGAGAGAUAUUUCACGGACAAGAUUCCCAAAAGAAUUGAAAUUCCACAUUACUACACUAUUAGCGAUAAUUUCAGAGACGGUCUAAAAUUUGAUAAAUGUUUUACCGUUCCAUCUUCUGUACUCCCCUUUCUAAAACACCACAAAUCUAUCAAAUCACAUUAUGCCAUAUACCUUACAUAUCCACCAAGCCCACUCACAAAUGAUACACAUUUAGUUUGUAAUUAUGUAGCGGCUAACAAAGCUCCUAACAGUUCAACUAUAGAUGCAAAUAAUGUAAAUAAGUGCAAUGAUGUCGAUAUUACUGUGGAUGAUGGAUUUUACAUUGACAUCGAACCUUAUGACGAUGAUAUAGGAUCAAAUCGCUGGUCCGGCACGCAGAUCAUCCCCUUAUCACCCAUCCAUACCCACCUUCCAGACCAGAACAACAGAGUACAUAUCUCGGACUACUACCAGUAA